UAGUGAUACUUUGGAACCGCCAUUUUAACUACAUUGUAUCAAUUUGAGAAGUGUGUGUGACUGAAAACUGAUAAAAGAAUUAACUUCGCUGUUCACUGUUGAAAAAUAAUAAUAUUGUUUGUUUUGUUCGGUUAUUAGUGAAAGUGAAUCAAUGCUGGUAUUCUGUAGAGUAAUAAUUAGUCAUACAGUUAAUAUGUAUAGAAUAGAUUAAUAAUAUUAUGAUAGAAUCAUGGAACCCAUUACUCUUUUGAAAGAUGCCAGUCCUCAAUUGGACUUCUAUCAUAAAUUUGUCCAUAAAAUAAUACUCAAGUAUCAGGAUCCGGUUACCGGCUUGUUUCCUGCUAGUCAAGAAAAUCAUCAUGCUUGGAUUCGAGACAAUGUUUACAGUGUUUUGGCAGUCUGGGGAUUAUCUUUGGCUUAUAAGAAAGUCGCCGAUAUCGACGAUGAUCGUGCCAAAACAUACGAACUUGAACAGACUUGUGUGAAACUAAUGAGAGGAUUAUUGAUGUCGAUGAUGCAUCAAAAAGAAAAAGUUGAGAAGUUUAAAGUCACGCAGAAUCCUCUAGAUGCACUUCAUGCUAAAUAUAGUGCUCUUACCGGUCAAGCUGUGGUCGGUGAUCAUGACUGGGGUCAUUUACAAAUUGACGCCAUAUCUUUAUAUUUGCUCAUUUUAGCUCAGAUGACUGCUUCAGGCUUGCAGAUUAUUUUUAGCUUGGAUGAAGUUGCGUUUAUUCAGAAUCUAGUGUUUUAUAUCGAAUCAGCGUAUUGUAUUCCGGAUUACGGUGUAUGGGAAAGAGGUGAUAAAUCGAAUCACGGACUUCCUGAAUUGAACGCUAGCUCAAUCGGUAUGGCUAAAGCAGCUUUAGAAGCGAUCAACGAAUUAGAUUUAUUUGGUGCUCGUGGAGGACCAUCUUCGGUUAUCCAUGUAUUAUCAGACGAAGCUCAGAAAUGUCAAGCUGUGCUACAAUCGAUGCUUCCUCGAGAAUCCAGUUCGAAAGAACUCGACAGCGGAUUACUUUCGGUCAUUAGCUUUCCAGCUUUUUCGGUCGAUGAUCCUAAUUUGAUCGAGUUGACUAGAAACGCUAUAUUAUCGAAACUGGAGGGAAAGUACGGAUGCAAACGUUUCUUGAGAGAUGGAUACAAAACACCCAAAGAAGAUCCUAAUCGACUUCAUUAUGAUCCAUUCGAGCUACGAAUGUUUGAACGUAUCGAAUGCGAAUGGCCGUUAUUUUUUUGUUACCUUAUCAUCGAUUAUUUCUUUCAAGGCAACACCGGAGAAGUUGAAUAUUACGCUGAGAAACUCGAAGAAGUUACCGUCGAAGGCGAAGAAGGUAUCAAAUUAGUCCCUGAAUUAUACGCUGUUCCUGCAGAUAAGGUUGAGGCCGAAUUUGAAAAUCCCGGUAGCCAAGAAAGAAUGAUUGUUGGGAGAUGUCCGUUUAUGUGGGCUCAGUCGCUGUAUAUUUUGGGGAAAUUAUUACAAGAUGGAUUUGUAGCUGCCGGAGAAUUAGAUCCGUUGAAUCGUCGACUUUGUUCGGAAAAGAAACCCGAUGUAGUCGUCCAAGUGGUGAUUAUCGCCGAAAAUAAUGAAAUCAGAGAGAAAAUGCAACAGUACGAUAUCCAUAUUCAGACAAUCGCUGAUGCAGCACCGAUUGAAGUACAAUCUGCCAGAGUCUUGAGUCAUCUUUACACGUAUUUGGGACGUAAUGAAAAGCUCGGGUUGUCUGGUCGUAAAUCGAGACACGUCGGUAUCCUGAGCACCAGUAAAUUAUACUCGCUUCAAGAUAAAAUCUUCGCAUUUACUCCUCAGUCGAUGGAUCGAAAUCAAUACUACAUAGCAUCUGAUAACGACCUAUUAUUAGAUAUAUUCAGGAGUGAAAUAAAUUUUUUGAAGUCGAGCUGGCAGCAUAUGCUAGGACGUCCGGUCAUCGUAGUCGUAAUACGAAAUUAUCAUUUAGAUCAAGGAAAAAUUCCAUUGUCGAUGAUUACAACUAUUAAAAAGUUGAAGAGCGGUUAUAUCAAUGGAACGAGAGUAACUUUGGGUAAUUUGACCGAUUUUUUGAGCACAUCCUGCAUCACGAACCUGAGUUUCCUUGGAAGUCAAGAAGAAGGAGUUCCUGAUAAAUUGAACGCCCAAGUUGAGCAAUACCUCGAUGAAUAUGUUACCAAACCAUUACAUCCGCCAUCCAGCCUUUUAGCUCCAUCUGGUGGUACAAAGAGCAUUCGACCUUUGCAAAGAAGAAUGUCUGUGAAAGGAGCCAUUAAGAAAACACGAUCAAUUAUUUCAGCCGAUGGACCACCUCAACCUCCAGGUUCUGAUCAAAAACCAAAUCGUAGUCCUUCACCGGAAGAUUGGCCAGUGGUGAAUAAAAAUCCGCCCAAAAUAAAGAUCGAUUCGACUUACGCUAAAACCGAAGUUGAAGAACUUCUAACGAUGUUACGAGAAUCCGAACAUAUCGAGGAGCAGGGCGACAUCCUUCAGUAUUUGAUCGACACCAAAGGACAAAACUACGAUACUGGAAUGGUCGAGCAAGGCAAAUCCGUUACCGUUAAAGAUUUACUCAAAGUUUUAUACGAAAAAGCCUGUCAGCAGAAAUUAUGGGGUUUGGUGAGACAUACUGCUGGUAUUCUUGGUAAACGCGUCGAAGAUCUUGCCAAAGCUGUUACUGAUUUAUUAGUUCGACAGAAACAAGUUACCGUUGGUAUGCCUCCCAAUAAUGAACAUACCAUUACAGCUCCUCUGCCUGAGAAUGAGCUACGUCAAGUGAUACACGAAGCAUAUGGUGAUGAUGAAAGUACCGCUAUGUUGACUCAAGAAUUACUGGUUUAUUUAGCGAUGUUUAUUCGAACCGAGCCUCAACUGUUUCUUGAAAUGUUACGUUUAAGAAUAGGAUUAAUUAUUCAAGUUAUGGCAACGGAACUAUCUCGAACAUUGGUCUGUUCUCCGGACGAAGCAUCCGAACAUCUUCUCAACCUGUCGCCAUUCGAAAUGAAAAACCUUCUGUACCAUAUAAUGAGCGGCAAAGAAUUCGCCAUCAGUAGUGUUGGUCGAGGGAAUUUCUCUGUGAUAAGUUGCAAAUCGAGUCACGUCAGUAAGAAAAGUCAAAUCGGUUCUCUGCUCGCUGCUACUCCAGCAGAAUGUGCCAACGAACUAGACUCCGAUAAACAAGGCCAAUGGUUGAGACGUCGUAGACUAGACGGAGCCUUAAAUCGUGUACCGAGAGAUUUUUAUGCUCAAGUUUGGGGCGUAUUAGAAAAAUGUGGAGGAUUAGCCAUCGAAGGUCGUUUACUGUCCCACAAUCUUACUCAAGAAAUGACCUCGAACGAAUUAAAAUUCGCCCUGGCUUUAGAAAGUGUGUUGAAUUGCAUACCACAACCUGAAUACAGACAGUUGAUUGUGGAAGCUUUGAUGGUACUUACUCUCGUCACAGAGCAUUCGAAUAUUUCCUAUAUUGGAGACGUGAUCACCGUCGAACACCUUGUCCAUAAUGCGAAUAAGAUUUUUCUUCAAGAUCAGAUGGAGAUCAAUGGGGAUGCCACCUUAUGUUGUGCCAAACCUGACCACGAACGGGACCUGUCCUCCCCCGAAGGUGGAUUAAUUUGCGGUGGGGCUGCGUACAUUUGUCAACUAUUCUACGACAGUGCGCCAAGUGGCAGUUAUGGCACGAUGACUUACCUAAUUAAAGGAACAGCUUCGAUUCUGAAUUGUUUACCGGAUAGUGAGGAGAUCGCUUGCAAUGUCUCGUAAUACUCGUAGAUCACUUAAGCGUGUGUUUCUGUGUAUUUAUCAAUAUAAUACCGUAGUGUUUUCAUCUAUAGUUUUAAGUAUUGUACCUACUUCUUGUGUAGUAUUGACGGUGCCAUUUUUUUCAGUGAUUACCUUUACCUCCCUUUGGGAAGGUGUAUCAAGUAUCAUGUGUUCGAAAUGUUACAUUUUGUGAUAUCGCGUAUGAUUAGCUAUUUUGUGUUGGCUUUUACCCAUAAGUGUGUUUGUGUUGAGGAAUAAUAUUACAUUUUUUUGAAUUUUAA
Molecule: messenger RNA, 4026 nt
Organism: Planococcus citri (citrus mealybug)
Lineage: Eukaryota; Metazoa; Arthropoda; Insecta; Hemiptera; Pseudococcidae
Product: probable phosphorylase b kinase regulatory subunit alpha
Exons: 25
Coding region: 230-3745 (1171 amino acids)
Biological process (GO): glycogen metabolic process
Cellular component (GO): phosphorylase kinase complex
Molecular function (GO): calmodulin binding
Source: RefSeq, a predicted model, not a curated record